UUGCACAGUGAAACAGUAAUAAACAUGGCUAAUACCGGUAAAGAUACGGCUUCCUUCUUCGAAAAUGGCACAACAGAGCAAUUUGACUAUUGCUACAAAUUGUAUCCAGAAGUGUUAAAAUUAAAAGCAGAAAAGCGAAAUAAAAAACCUCAGGAAUUAAUUCGACUGGAUGAAUGGUAUCAAAAUGUUUUGCCCAAACUUAUAAAAGAGCGAGGGAAGGAUGCACAUAUGGUUUAUGAUGAAUUAGUCCAGACGAUGAAGUGGAAACAAGCACGUGGAAAAUUUUAUCCUCAGCUGAACUAUUUGGUUAAAGUAAAUACACCUCGAGCUGUUGUACAAGAGACAAAAAAGGCUUUUCGCAAACUGCCUAAUUUAGAGCAGGCUAUUACGGCGUUGUCAAAUUUAAAAGGCGUCGGUACAACUAUGGCUUCGGCAUUAUUAGCUGCUGCAUGUCCCGAUUCUGCCCCAUUUAUGGCAGACGAGUGUCUUAUGGCCAUUCCAGAAAUUGAAGGUAUCGACUAUACAACAAAGGAGUAUCUCAAUUUUGUUCAGCAUAUACAAUCGACUGUCACUCGUCUGAACGCACAGGCUGGUGGUGAUAAGCCAGUUUGGUCACCACAUAGGGUCGAGUUAGCAUUGUGGGCUCAUUAUGUCGCUAAUGAUUUGAGUCCAGAAUUAUUGGACGAAAUGCCCAGUGGAAAAGGCGGAGGAUGUGCAGCUUCGAAAAAAAGCAACGGUAGUUCAGAAAAUGACAAUGUACAAAAUGCUGGAAGUGAAGAUACAAACGAUGCUGACGAAGACAGUGCAGGUCGUGUCGAAUCAACCAAUAUUGCUACUGAAUCUGAAAAUGAAAAUACUAACCCCACACCUCAGGAUGGCGAUUCGAAUUUUGUGUCAAAUGAUUCAUCACAAGAACCUAUUCUUGAUGAGAACACUACACAAACUACAGUAACCACAACUUCGGACGACGGAGAUGAAGCUACCGUUCGUACUCCAUUGGCUUCCGAUUCCGAAAGCAAUAUGGAACCACCAGUGGCAGUCACGACUAUGAAAAACAGUUCGCUACAGCAAAAAGAGGCAGAUAUUAAUAAUCCAACAACAUCAAACGGAAACGGCGCAUUAAUGGUUCCAGCUUCUGCUGCUGGCUUGGAUGGAGAAAAUAGUGAUAGUAACUGUUUGCGUGAUUCCGAAGGCGACGACGAGGAUGCAUCUCCAACAACCAAUCAUCAUACAGGUAAUAAUCCCUACCUCAGAUUAAAUAAGACUGUGUGCCUACUAUUAAUAUAA
Musca vetustissima is the source of this 1287-nucleotide messenger RNA. RefSeq lists its product as uncharacterized. The record is from RefSeq and is a predicted model, not a curated record. The transcript is spliced from 3 exons. The coding region runs from base 25 to 1287 and encodes 420 amino acids. Lineage: Eukaryota; Metazoa; Arthropoda; Insecta; Diptera; Muscidae.